Drosophila sechellia is the source of this 1572-nucleotide messenger RNA. RefSeq names its product N-methyl-D-aspartate receptor-associated protein (gene Nmda1). Lineage: Eukaryota; Metazoa; Arthropoda; Insecta; Diptera; Drosophilidae. The record is from RefSeq and is a predicted model, not a curated record. Gene Ontology annotation, cellular component: membrane. The transcript has 5 exons. The coding region runs from base 163 to 1137 and encodes 324 amino acids.
AGCAGUCAGCAGGCACAUCUCUGUUAAUUUAUAGCAAAAAAACAAAUAUUCAGAAAAACAACAUUCAAUUGUUUGUUUUGAUCAAAUUGCAACGUAAUCCAGAGUUUACUCCACAGCGGUUUCGGAAUUACAUAGAAAUCCCUAGAGCGAAGUCCCUCGAGAAUGUCCUGGCAAAGUGUUCCCCAGUAUCCCCAAUACCAAGAUCCCAACCAGCAGUACAACUAUGGCGGCGGUUAUCCCCCGCAGGGAGGAUAUGGUGGAUAUCCACCUCAGGGCGGCUAUCCACCUCAAGGACCGCCACAAGGCUACCCACCCUAUGCUCAAGGAGGUGCUCAACCCUAUCCACAGCCCUACGGACAGGGCCCUCCACCGGGAGGUUAUGCUCCCCAGCCGGGAUUCAUCCAACCACCACCAUCCGCUGGCGGCUACGGAGCCUACGAUGAUCCGGAGAGCCAGCCCAAGAACUUCUCGUUUGACGACCAAAGCAUCCGUCGCGGAUUCAUACGUAAGGUGUACCUGAUUCUGAUGGGACAACUAAUCGUCACUUUUGGAGCUGUUGCCCUGUUUGUAUACCACGAGGGCACAAAAACCUUUGCCAGGAAUAACAUGUGGCUCUUUUGGGUUGCCCUCGGCGUGAUGUUAGUAACCAUGCUGUCUAUGGCUUGCUGCGAAAGUGUGCGCCGCCAAACUCCGACGAACUUCAUAUUCUUGGGUCUGUUUACAGCAGCUCAGUCGUUCUUAAUGGGAGUUUCCGCAACCAAAUAUGCGCCGAAAGAGGUUCUCAUGGCGGUGGGCAUAACAGCAGCGGUUUGUUUGGCCCUAACGAUCUUCGCCUUGCAGACCAAGUACGACUUUACUAUGAUGGGCGGCAUUUUGAUCGCCUGCAUGGUGGUGUUCCUGAUCUUCGGCAUCGUGGCCAUCUUUGUAAAGGGAAAGAUCAUAACACUGGUGUACGCCUCGAUUGGAGCGCUGCUCUUCUCCGUUUACCUUAUCUACGACACACAGUUAAUGAUGGGCGGCGAGCACAAAUACUCCAUCAGUCCCGAGGAGUACAUCUUUGCGGCACUAAAUCUCUACCUGGACAUCAUCAAUAUCUUCAUGUACAUUCUGACUAUAAUCGGCGCAUCGCGCGACUAAGUUCCGCUCUAUUUCCAAAUAUUGUUUACAGUUUAAUCGGGUUAUUCAGUAGCCUGGAAUACACGAAUAUUGUUGUCGCGUAAUCUCAUCGGUGUGCUCCCCCAGUGGAGGCAAUCUUCAACUAACGAAUUACUCAAAUACUUACAAAUCUAUCUACUUCGUGUUGUGUUUGCCAAUUUCCCGUUUCCUUCUAGUUCUAAAUAUCAGCUAAGGGUAUAUGAACUAACUUUUUGUUAUGUAUGUUUUAUUCUUGCUUAAGUUGAGGCGCAAACCAAGUGGAUAUUUCCAAAUUUAAAAAAAAAAUUAUAAAUAUGUAUGUAUACCAAAUGAUAUGCCAUUCAGAUACACGAAACAACAAUAAAUAGUCACGUAUAAACAUAUUUAUGAGAGAAUAUACAUAUAAGCAAGUUGGCUUGCCGUUGUUAAAACAUAAAA